UGACAUAAAUGUUUGGAGGCCAGUGACGUACUGCAGCACAGAAGACUAGAAAUGUGUACGUUCCAGCUAGUAUCAAUAUUUUAGGCAACACAACAGAGAUAACAGUGAAAUGGAAACAUAUUAUGCAUAUAAAUAUGUAAAUUAUGUAAUAGUUUCUAUUUAUUAUGUUCAGCAACUAUUUGCAUCCAUCAUGGUGACUUUUUAUUCAGUAGCAAAACCUUUGUGUUAAUUCUUUUCAUUUCCAGGUCAAAUUGUGUCCCAUUUCCUCUUGAGAGGUUAUUGUUCCUCAAAAUGACCUAAAACCGUCACAUUUUCUCCAGAAUGAGCCCACUAAAUACCUUUGGCCGAGUGUGAAUCAUACAAAUGAUUCUUUCCUUCCUUUAUUUGAAACUAUUUUGGGAAUUUCUCUACCACACAAAAGUCUAUAAUAACACCUGUGGGAGGCUUUUGCUUUGUCAAGAAAUAAAGAAAAUGAAUGAAAGUUCUGAAGUUGGCAUUUAUUAUCAUGACUCACGAAUGCAAGUUCUUUUUAGCUCCACCAGUGGCACAGCUCGAGAGAAAUGUCUGUCAGUUCAACCCUUUGUUCCAGAGAAAUAUCAUAACAACUACUGUUAUGACAUUUUCUACAGACAUGCAUGAUCCCCAGAUGAUGAAUCAGAACAACAUUGGUGAUGAUCCCCAGACUUUACCCCUGACAUUUGAGGUUUUUUUGUAGAGGAAAUUUCUCAAAAUGUAUUUGAUUGACGGCAUAGAACUGUGUCCCGUUCAAUAAUCAGGUCAAAACUAUAUAUUUUAACAACCCCAUCAGGGAUACAAAACUGAUUUGUAAACAUACGAACCAUUCAAUAAUGUACCAACUGAACCAUGAGCUUGUUGAAACAUUGCAUCACUAUAAAGACCUGCUUAUUAUUUGAUAAAGUGACAGAGACGAAGAGGCAAUUAUCCAAACAUAGGCCUGCCUGACCAUUAGGUAGCCUGUCUUAUUUCAUGUAUAAAAUCAGUGUUCAUGAAUUACUACCAAUCAAUCUAUCUAUUUAUAUAUUUUGGAGUUCAAACACAUUUUAAAUGGUUCUUUUUUUUCUCCCCAAUGUGUGAAUCCGUGAUCAAAUCGCAAUACAAGCCAAACCAUUGGUUUGUUAAACUGUUGCACCCCAAGUUCCCCUUAGCCUCAGCUGUACUUUGUGUUUAAUGCUUAAAUGUAAAUGGUCAUGGUGAAUCAGAAAUAAAUACAGCAUUGAAAAUUGGUUUAAAGAACAUUGAGCAUGAUUUUUAGGCUCUUGUGCUGUGCUCUGUACCCUAAAACAGGUCGUAGGCUUAGUACAUGAAAGGUGGCGCUGCACAAGACCUGGAAUCACCUCUACAGUUGUAAAUUACUUUUCAUCUUUACCAAACCACUAUAAAUCACUAUUUAAGUAGAAAUCCUCUUACAACUGUAUCUCAAAGCCGUCCUUUAACUGUGCAGAUAACUCAUAAUAUGCAGGCAAACAAGUCUGAAUAUGCCUUUCUAAUGUCAGUGUUCUUAUCUUCUCUGGGUUGAGCUUCCCAACUACUCACAUUCCAGUGCGGGAAGACCACAGGUACGAACGAGGCUGGUGAGGAGAAGGUAAAGUCAGAAGGGAUGAAAAAAGAGACGGGUGUGAGUGAAGGAGAAGAAAGAAAAAAAACAGCGAAGGUGUAAAAAAACCAAAAAAACACACCAAUGAGGAGACCAUGGGGGUUCAACACUACUGGCUGCUGCUGCUGUUGGUCGACUGCCAUGAACGGAUUACAGGUGCUGUGAGUGGCAUCAGUCCCUAUAUAAAGCAUUAUGAGGGCUUGUCAUAUGACAGGGAAGAUCUUAACAGGAAGCACCUGAGAGCCAGGAGAUCCUCACAACCUCAUGAACACACGCUGCAGCUGGACUUCACUGCUUUCCACAGAACAUUCCGUCUGAAUUUGAAACGCAAUGCAGCAGCAUUUUCCGAAAAUUUCAUGGUGAUCAGUGAAAAUGGUUCAGCGUCGGCUGACCUCUCCCACAUAUAUUCAGGAACACUAAAAGGUGAACAUGGUUCCUGCCAUGGCUCAGUGUUGCAGGGUCAAUUUGAGGGAACCAUCCAUACAGACAACGGGACCUAUCACAUAGAGCCAGUAGAUAGAUACACCAGCAGCCCAACAGAUCACCACUCUAUAAUCUACCACGAGGAUGACAUGGUCCUACCAUCCAUGAGAACUGGCCCUGAUAGAUUCUGUGGCGCUGAACAUCUGAACCUCCUCGCCCAAAGCCUCAGACCUGUUGAGGAGGCACCGGUGAGCCGGUUGAGGAGGACAGUGGAUGAGUCAAAGACUAGCUGCCUGCUCCACUUCCAUGCUGACCACCUCUACUACAAGAAGUUCAAGUCUGUGGAAGCGGUUGUGGCUCAGGUUGCCUCCUACAUUCGAGCUGUGAAUGACAUCUAUGACAAGGUGGACUUUGAUGGAAUCGAACUGCUCAACUUCAAAGUGAAAUCCCUCCGUGUGAUGGUAGAGGAAGAUAAAAACGAUCCUUUGAAUCCUCUGUACAUCGGGCCUGAGAAACUGUUGAGUCUAUACUCCGAGAACAACUGGGGCAACUUCUGCCUGUCCUAUCUGCUCACCAACAGAGACUACAGCGGAGUGCUGGGACUCGCCUGGGAGGGCAAAGCUGGUAACUGGGGAGGAAUAUGUUCAAAGCUGACCGUCGUGCGUAACGGCCGGACCUCCACCCUGAACACAGGUCUGGUCACAAUACAGAACUACGGACGAUUCCUGCCUCCUCGACACGUCCAGUUGACCUUCGCUCAUGAGCUCGGCCACAGCCUGGGAUCCCCGCACGAUGAGGGCUCAAACUGCGGCAACCUGGGCUCCCGCGGCGGUAAAGGCAGGUAUCUGAUGUUCCCUCACGCCACAGACGAGGUGCGUGAAAACAACAAUAAGAUCUCGCCCUGCAGCAUCAAGCACAUCAGCAGGAUCCUGAAGCUGAAGAAGGAUGAUUGCUUCUUGGUCAGUGAUCAGCCCAUCUGUGGAAACCAGAUUGUCGAGGAGGGUGAAGAGUGUGACAUUGGUCACAACGACACCGACCUCUGCUGUUUCAGCACCAAGCAGCCUGUAGGAGUCCAGUGUCGCCUCAAGCCUGGUAAAGCCUGCAGUCCGAGUCAGGGUCUGUGCUGCGGUCAGGACUGUGGGUUCAAGCAGGCGGGUCAGACCUGCGAUGAGGAGACAGACUGUCAGAGAGAAGCUUUGUGUUCAGGCUUCUCCCCGCUCUGCCCCGAGCCAAGCGCCAAGGAAAACCUCACAGUCUGCAGUCAGGGCACGCGUGUCUGCCUGAACGGGGUUUGUGCAGAGUCGGUGUGUGUGAAGCACAGUCUGCAGCAGUGUGACUGUCCAGGAGACUCCAUGAAGGAGAAAUGCCACAUGUGCUGCCAGCAGCCCGAUAAGCCUCAGACAUGUGCCAGCACUACCUCCUCCGUGCUGUCCCGUCAAUUCCAGAGGAAGGCGCUGCCGUUGGUCGGCGGGGCUCCGUGCUCAGGGAACCGGGGAUACUGUGAUAAAUUCCAGGUGUGUCGUAUGCUGGAUGCAGAUGGCCCAAUUGCAAGACUGAAAAACUCUUUCCUCCAUUUGGAUGACUUCGAUGACAUAGCAGAGUGGAUGAAGGCUCAUUGGUGGGCCAUCCUGCUGGCUAUCCUGACUCUGUCUGGAGUGAUGGGCUGCACCGUCUGCCUCUGCGGUACCAAGCUGGACACCAGCGACUUGAAGUGACCUCUGCCUCUUGGUCAUCUCUGGGAUUAUGAGUAUUUUCAUUGAAGCCCCACAAAGUCAUUAAGAUUAAUUCAUCUGGGAUUUUUAAGAGUCAAAGUCACAUUGAGGAGAUUGAACUUUGUUCGACAAACAGUGUGUGAUCUGCAGAUGACCUGUGUCAACACUUCCACCUGCUCUAUGCCUCUCACGUUGUUUUGGUAACUGAUAUCUUUGUGCGUCAUCGUGCAUCUGCCAUUUUUUCCACUUGUCACUUGUCUGUUCACAUUUCAACAAGCCGCCUGAAUCCUGUCAAUUGCAUUGCAUGUUAACAAGCUAAUAAAGUCCCCCAAAAAUAUAUUUGACUGCUAUUGAUAAAAAUUACCUUAUUUUAAUGAAAGGUAAAAAAAAUAUAUGUGAACAUUGUUGACACAUUUCAAUACUCCAAUAUUUUUGAAAAACAGCAAGGGGGAGAGAAAGUAAAAAAAAAUCCAGAUCUGUGUAGCAGAACCUGUUUUUUCUACCACUUGGUUAGGAACCACUGUAAUAAACUACUGUAUAUAAAGCAGUUAAAACGACUUGCAUUAUCACAUUUAGUACAUUAACUUAUUAAACUUAUGUGCUUUUCCUUUGAACACUUCACUUUUAUCAAAAACAGCUGCGAGAGUUUAAAUUGUUAAAAAUGUUUGGAUCACAAACAGGUUU
Molecule: messenger RNA, 4434 nt
Organism: Anoplopoma fimbria (sablefish)
Lineage: Eukaryota; Metazoa; Chordata; Actinopteri; Perciformes; Anoplopomatidae
Product: disintegrin and metalloproteinase domain-containing protein 10
Exons: 15
Coding region: 1711-3753 (680 amino acids)
Biological process (GO): Notch signaling pathway; membrane protein ectodomain proteolysis
Cellular component (GO): plasma membrane
Molecular function (GO): metalloendopeptidase activity
Source: RefSeq, a predicted model, not a curated record